CUGUGAGCCUCAAAAUAAGAUCUAAAAAGCUGAAAACAAGGCCUUGAAAAGCUUGAAAACACUUCAAUCAAGGAACACUCCACAACCCUUUUAGAGAUCUCCCGCGGAAGCCGUAGAUAUGGCCUUGACUAUGACUGGCUGAGGGAAUGAUGGAGGAGAUGAAGCUGCAUUCACUGCAAUGAAAGGAAGAAGACGUAAACAGUUCAGCUACAUAAGUGUAGAAGACGGGCAUGGAUCUGAGACCGGAGCUCCCCACAGUCUCCUCUGCCUCUCAAGUCCACCCAGGAGCGGCAGCAGCGGCCGCGGCAGCAGCCUCCAUCCCGGUGUCCAUGGCCAGCAGUCUGCUGCGCGGCCCUCCGAUCCUCCUGCGCACCGCGGACAAGUACCCGCGCACCCCGAAGUGUGCCCGCUGUAGGAACCACGGCGUGGUUUCCGCGCUGAAGGGCCACAAGCGCUACUGCCGCUGGAAGGACUGUAUGUGCGCCAAGUGCACACUGAUUGCGGAGAGGCAGAGGGUGAUGGCGGCGCAAGUGGCGCUGCGGAGGCAGCAGGCGCAGGAGGAGAACGAAGCCAGAGAGCUGCAGCUGCUCUACGGGACGGCGGAGGGACUCGCCCUGGCCGCCGCCAACGGCAUCAUCCCGCCGCGUCCAAACUACGAGGUGUAUGGCUCUGUCAGCAGUGAGAGUAACUCAGAUUCAAGUAUCCAGAAGUAUGAGAUGUUUCCAAAGAGCCAGCUGUCCGGAUCUGCCACCACUCAGGCUCAGCAGGCUGUGGGGAAACCAGCGUCCACCGAAAGUGACUCGGCCCCCGGCAUCUCGUCCCCAGACGGCCGACACGGAGGCUCGGGUUCAGAGAACGGAGACAGUGAGUCUUUCAUCAGCUCGCCGGUCUCCAAGCCUUUAAAAGACGGAGGAGAAACUCCAGGGUCCGUCAGCUCCCUCGGCUCUGAUUCUGGCUCUGAGACCGACAAAGACGACCAGGAGCCCUCCCCGUCCUCUGCGGCCUCCCGGCACAUGAACGCCAUCGACAUCCUGACCCGGGUGUUCCCCAGCCACAAGCGGAGCGUCCUGGAGCUCGUCCUGCAAGGCUGCGGUAAGGACGUGGUGCAGGCCAUCGAGCAGAUCCUGAACAACAGCGGCGCUCAGGCGUCCAACAAAACCGGGCCCGAAGACACGUGGACGGCCGAGAGGAUGCUCCAAAACGCGCAGCAGGCUCCGCCGUCCUCCGCAUCCACGACCGCCCCGACGAGGCCCAUGUUACCGGGAGCCAUGACGCUCAGCAACCGCUCUGCGUUUUCUCCUCUCCAGCCAAACGCCCCGCACUUCGGCGCCGACCCCAGCGCAUAUCCUCUGGGCACCCACCUGGGACUGAACCCGCUGCGACUGGCCUACUCUGCGCACAGCCGGGGACUGGCUUUCAUGACUCCCUACUCCACCACCGGGUUGAUGCCCACUCUGGGCUUUAGACCCCCGAUGGACUAUGCCUUUAGCGACCUGAUAAGGGACAGGACAAUGUUACACAAGGAGCAAGGCUAUGCCAAUGGCCUGUACGGGCCUUUGGUCAACAACACGCCGGAAAAGCAGUGAGGCUGGCGGACCAACAGAGACACACUCCAUUGUAUUUGUAGCCACAAGUGUUGAAAGUUCUGGCGAAAAUCUGUUACGUGUUUUGGCUACAGGCUACUGUACAUAAUAGGAUUAUCUGGCUUGCAGUCCAAUGGUCUGAGAGGGAAGAAACUAAACUCACUUAUGUGUAAUUUUCAAAAGUAAUUUUAUAUGUUUGACCACAGACGUUUGGAUGUCAUUCCCCCGCGUGUGAACCUGAUUGUUCCAUCAAUUAACUAACGUGACGUAACUGAAAAGAUAUUUAUAGAUUCCAAUGUAAAUCACGGUCAAGCUCGGAAAGUAAACCCAGUUUGCACAAAAGACUAAAACUACAUAUACUUGAUUUCAUUAGCCUACUGAUUUUUUAUGUCAGCAGGAUUUAAAAUAAAAUAAAGUAGAAAUGGUUUAUGAGAGAGUUAUGAAUUUUUAAAGCCCAACAAAUUUAUCAGCUGGUUGGUGAAACUGAAUUGCAUAUACAUUUUCAAAAUCUAAAGUGCAUUUCUCUCACACACGGAAUAUUAAAUGAGGCACGUUAAGUUAUUAUAACAUGUAGCUUACAGAUGUUAACACUAUUUCCUGAUGUAAAAGUUCAACUAAUAAUAUGUAAAUGCCAUCCCUUUUUUCCCUUAUGUAGCCUAUUAUUCUCACCUUUUUUGUUGUUAUUUUCCAACUGCCUGUAUUAUAUAUUGCAUUUGGUAAUAUGAAAUGCUAUGCUAUAUUUGAAUUUUCAUUUAUCCGUUAGUCAGCUCAAAUAUGUUGUGACAAAGUGCUGGAUCAAGUCAGUUCCUCUUCAGAUGUUUCAAGCUGUGCUGUCACAUUGUAUGAAUAUGCUGGAAAUAAAUGUUAUUUUAAAGAAA
Messenger RNA from Micropterus dolomieu (smallmouth bass), 2461 nucleotides. RefSeq names its product DMRT-like family A2 (gene dmrta2). NCBI's taxonomy places the organism in Eukaryota, Metazoa, Chordata, Actinopteri, Centrarchiformes, Centrarchidae. The transcript has 4 exons. Gene Ontology annotation, molecular function: DNA-binding transcription factor activity, RNA polymerase II-specific; RNA polymerase II cis-regulatory region sequence-specific DNA binding; protein binding. Gene Ontology annotation, biological process: sex differentiation; germ cell development; regulation of transcription by RNA polymerase II. Bases 231 to 1586 code for a protein of 451 amino acids. The record is from RefSeq and is a predicted model, not a curated record. Gene Ontology annotation, cellular component: nucleus.